Messenger RNA from Chaetomium globosum CBS 148.51, 2079 nucleotides. RefSeq lists its product as uncharacterized. The record is from RefSeq and is a predicted model, not a curated record. The coding region runs from base 1 to 2079 and encodes 692 amino acids. The transcript has a single exon. Lineage: Eukaryota; Fungi; Ascomycota; Sordariomycetes; Sordariales; Chaetomiaceae.
AUGUCGCUGUACGAAAGCAUGACGGCGAGUUGCAGCAUUUCGGGGCGCCCCGUCGUAACAACGACCAUCGGCUACUUCACUGCGGCCCCGGUUCCGACAGCCAAGGUGUGCGAGGGCUCAACCUACACGAUUCUAGCGUCGGACGACUGCUACACCAUAUCCAAAAGCCAGGGCGUUGGCACGGACUGGCUGCUGGCCGACAAUGACUUGGAGGCCUUUUGCACCAACUUUCCUGCCGCCGGCACUUCUCUCUGCAUCACCAACCAGUGCACCACCGUCACCGUCCCUACCAAUGCGACGUGUGAGGGCGUGGCGGCGGCGGCCAACAUCACCGAGACGCAGCUCAUUGCCUGGAACCCUUCCAUAAGCUACGGGUGCGCAAACCUUUCCAAGAUGAACGGUUCUGAAAUCUGCGUCGACACUCCCGGCCGCAAGUUCGUGAUCCCUAGUGAUACCUCCGGCCUGCCCCCUCUUACUCCCACCACCGCGGCCCCCAAGCCCACCGACGCAGCAGACGGCUCCGGGGGUGCCGACAAGCCUUGUGGGCGGUGGUACUCGGUUCAAGAAGGCGACUAUUGCAAUCUCGUUGCCAUCAAGUUCGGCAUCACCCUCCCCGACUUCCUCUUCCUGAACCCAGCCGUCAAUGCAAACUGCACCAACCUCUUCGCCUUGGAGUCUUAUUGCGUCGCUGUGGUGGGCGAUAUCAACACCUAUAUUGGCCGCCCCGGCUACAACACUAUCACCCUGGAUCCCUCGGCGCCCUUCACCGGCAUCCCCUACACCGAGCGUCCCGACGCCACCGAGUCCCCCUACACGCGGUUGUACACGCCCCUCCCCGAUGCCACGGGCACGCGCGAUGACUGCGUGCACUACUUUGCCGGCGACGACUACCAGUACAACCUCACCGGCACGCGCUUCGCCAGCAACUGCGAACUCGCCGCGGCAACGUACGACGUCGACCUAGAGCAGUUCGGCUUGUGGAACCCCGGCCUCGGCAACGUCUUGGACUCGGCGUGCGCGUUCGAAAAGGGCGUCCGCUACUGCGGCUCGUGGUACGUCCAAAAGGGCAACCCAGAAACCGCCACAGCAACCUCAACCACCGACCCGUCCAACACGUCCCCGACGCCGCCGGGCCCAACCAUGUCAGGCUCGCCCGCAGACUGCAACUGGUGGAUCGUCGUGACGGAUGGGUUGUCCUGCACGGACCUGGCCUCCCAGGCCGGCAUCUCUCUCGCGCAAUUCCUGGCCUGGAACCCGGCUGUGAGCUCCGACUGUUUGACCAACUACUGGGUCGGCGAAGCCUACUGCGUCGGCAUCUCGGGCGACGACGGCACCGCGUCCGCCACAACAACCACCGCCGGUCCCACAAAGCCAACACCUCCCGGCCCAACCAUGUCCGGCUCGCCCGCUGACUGCAACAAAUGGGCCCUCGUCACCGACGGCCUCUCCUGCACCGACAUGGCCUCCCAAGCCGGUAUUUCACUCGAACAAUUCCUAGCCUGGAAUCCAGCCGUCAGCUCCGACUGCUCGACCAACUACUGGCUAGGCGAAGCCUACUGCGUUGGCGUCGCGGGCACCUCCACGCCAACAACCACCACAAAACCCACCACAACCGCCAAACCCACCCCACCGGGCCCAACCAUGACCGGCUCCCCCGCCGACUGCAACAAGUGGUCCCUCGUCACCGACGGCCUCUCCUGCACCGAGAUGGCCUCGCAAGCGGGCAUCUCGCUCGCGCAAUUCCUAGCCUGGAACCCAGCUGUAAGCUCCGACUGCUCGACCAACUACUGGCUAGGCGAAGCCUACUGCGUCGGCGUUUCUGGGGACGCCACCCCGACGACGACGACCAAACCUACGACGGUGUCGGCCAAGCCGACGCCGCCUGGGCCGACCAUGUCCGGCUCGCCAACCAACUGCAACAAGUGGGCGCUUGUGACGGAUGGGUUGACCUGCACGGCGAUGGCGAGUCAGGCGGGGAUUACGUUGACGCAGUUUUUGGCGUGGAAUCCGGCGGUGAGUAGCGAUUGUGCGACGAAUUAUUGGUUGGGGGAGGCGUAUUGUGUUGGGGUUGAUGGUUAG